GGUCGCCGCGCUUUUACAAACAUCUCAGCUGUAACGGUAUGAUCACCUGCUACUAGCUCCCAUCACAAGACUGUCUUAAUUUGAGUUCUAUAGGCUGUUGCAGUUAAUCUCAUUGUUUUCAUUGACAUCGGCUUACACGAAGUGAGAUCACCUCUUACACCUUCAAGUAGUUACAGCAAACCUUUGAUGAAAAGCGUUUAUAAUUUGUUUUCACGCUCAAGUAUAUAUUGCGUUCGGGGUCUAUCCAAUAGCUUUCUUUAUGGAGAUGAAAUACUAAUUUCUAAUAAAGCCUUAGAGGUCAAAAAACAUAGAAAGCGUCAAGUUAACAUUAAAACUCAUUGUGCAGAAAAUGUGUCGCUUUGUAAUACAAAGAAAAUUUUUUAUCCUGAGUUAAAUGAAAAUGAUUUGAAAAUCAGAGAGGUAAUACUUCAAAGUAAGGUAUCACUAUCACAUGGUGGUUUUGGAAAAAAUGGAUCUUGUAAAUAUCCUACAAUUAUUCUAGAAGGAAGCAAACUAAUAUCAGAUGCACUUGCAACAGGGGCGAAAGCCACAUCUUUGUUCUUUUCUUCACAGGAUGUUCUGCAAAAAGUCGGUGAUUUAAGCAACGUAUUAAGUAUCUACUAUGUUAAUCAUCGAGUUAUGGAUCAAAUCUCGUCACUUCAAUCUCCUCCCGGAGUAAUAGCCCUUUUUGAAUUACCACAACAAGACUGCUUCAAUGAAAAAAAUGCGAAGUUUCACUUACCUGUUACUCUUAUACUUGACCGAAUUAACGAUCCUGGAAAUAUGGGCAGUUUGAUCCGUUCUGGUGCAUGUUUUGGUUUAGAUUCUAUUUUGGUGACUAAAGGUAGUGUUGAUAUUUGGAAUACAAAAGUGAUACGAGCAGGAAUGUCUGGUCAUUUCCGCAUACCUGUCUAUCAAGGACUAAGCUGGACCGAUAUUAGUCGAUAUUUUGGGAUACGUGAUGGUUCGUCCUCUCAUGUUAAAGUCUUUGUAGCCGACCCUGAACCACUCUUGACUGAUAAAUUAAUCGAAUCAGCAUGGAAAAAAGACCAAACUAACCAUCAGUCACAAUAUAUUAAUGAGUGUGAAAUAUCAGUCGAGUGUGAAGCUAUUGAUUUUCUUACUCCUGAGUCAACAGAUUCCGCAUAUCGCUUACCUGUACAAACUAUCCCACAUUUUGCAGUAAACUAUAUUCCUUCCGAUUAUAACUCUGCGGAACAUGAUUGUCGUUUAGCUAUUGUUAUUGGAUCUGAAAUUCAUGGUGUUUCUCCGGAAGCUUUUCAUUUAGUUCAUCUUACCGGUGGUUCUCGACUUGUUAUCCCAUCUGCAGAUAGAAUAAACAGCUUGAAUGUUUUAUCAGCUGCUUCAGUUUUGCUAGGAGAAAUACAACGUCAAUUUUUGUGUUCUUAAUGGGAUGUAUUUUUUUUACGAAUAAACAAAUUGUUAUUCAGAAAUUUUUUUCCCUCUUUUGUGC
Messenger RNA from Schistosoma margrebowiei, 1474 nucleotides. NCBI's taxonomy places the organism in Eukaryota, Metazoa, Platyhelminthes, Trematoda, Strigeidida, Schistosomatidae. The record is from the annotation of a GenBank genome assembly.